Zophobas morio is the source of this 980-nucleotide messenger RNA. Its product is annotated as ubiquitin-like-conjugating enzyme ATG3. The record is from RefSeq and is a predicted model, not a curated record. Gene Ontology annotation, biological process: autophagy of mitochondrion; nucleophagy; autophagosome assembly. Gene Ontology annotation, molecular function: Atg8-family ligase activity. Gene Ontology annotation, cellular component: cytosol; phagophore assembly site. The transcript is spliced from 7 exons. Bases 25 to 945 code for a protein of 306 amino acids. Lineage: Eukaryota; Metazoa; Arthropoda; Insecta; Coleoptera; Tenebrionidae.
UAUCCUUUUUUGAUUUUCCUCCCGAUGUCUCCGCGUUUGUCUGUCUGGCUCCAUAACAUUGGUGAGACGCUUACUCCUGUGCUUAGCAACUCGAAGUUUCAAGAAACGGGUAUAAUUACCCCUAAAGAAUUUGAAAUAGCAGGGGACUAUUUAACCUACAUGUGCCCCACGUGGAAAUGGUGCACCUGUGAAAAAGGAAAGCUAAAAACUUAUUUAUCCAAAGAUAAACAAUUUUUGCAGACAAAAAAUGUUCCCUGUCAUAAGAGAGUUUCUGAAAUUGAUCUCCUCGGUGAAGAAAAAGUGGUUGUCGAAUCGGAUGGAGAGGAAUGGGUGGAUACACAAAUUCUUUCCGAAUUUCAUUCUACUGUAGAGGGAGCCACUGAUGAUAUACAAGUCAUAGAAGGAAAAACGACAAAUGCUGGAGAUAUUAGUGAUACGUUAGGUCAACUUGCAAUCCAGGAAGUUGCAGAAAGUGAUUCGGAUUGUGACAUUGAAGACCUGGAAGCAGCGGCGUCUGACUUUAAGGAAGUAUUUGCUGUUGCACCAAAACCGCAAGGAGAUAACGAAAAUGUUGUUAAAACCCGUACUUAUGAUAUUACGAUAACUUACGACAAGUAUUAUCAAACGCCCCGUGUGUGGCUUACCGGCUACAACGAGCUUGGUGAACCUUUAACCCGGCAGGAGAUGUUUGAAGAUUUUAGCCAAGACCACGCCAAGAAGACGGUAACCUACGAAACUCAUCCUCAGUUGCCUUGCAAUAUGAUGUCUAUUCAUCCUUGCCGCCACGGCAAAGUCAUGAAGCGACUUUUACAAAACUAUAAGGGAUCUACUCCUGUUAAUGUCCACUUGUAUUUAAUUAUAUUUUUGAAGUUUGUUCAGUCGGUGAUUCCUACAAUCGAAUACGAUUUUACAAAAGAAUUUGACUGUGGCGGAGGGGAAAGAUAAAUGCCGUUUUUUGUAUUAAAAAUUAUUUAAUGAGA